AUGGCAUCAACAACUAUGCCGAUCGAGAAAUCUGAGAAAGAAUGGAGAGCAAUUCUUUUCCCCGAGCAGUUUCGCAUCCCCCUCCUGAAAGGAACUGAAUUAAAGUCUACCACCAAAUUUGAUUCUGGUUGUGGUUGGCCUACUUUCUUCGAGGGUUUUUCUGGAGCCAUCAAUCGGUUUCCUGAUCUAGAUGGUAGAAGGAUUGAGAUAACUUGUGCAACAUCUAGUGUGCAUUUGGCUCACGUAUUCAAGGGAGAAGGGUUCAAGGUUCCAAUGGAUGAACGUCAUUGUGUCAAUAGUGUUUCUGUCAAGUUCAUUCCUGGAAAUGUUGCUUCUUCCAUAUGA
Molecule: messenger RNA, 345 nt
Organism: Vicia faba (fava bean)
Lineage: Eukaryota; Viridiplantae; Streptophyta; Magnoliopsida; Fabales; Fabaceae
Source: the annotation of a GenBank genome assembly